Messenger RNA from Moneuplotes crassus, 1412 nucleotides. NCBI's taxonomy places the organism in Eukaryota, Ciliophora, Spirotrichea, Euplotida, Euplotidae. The record is from the annotation of a GenBank genome assembly.
AUGGAUACUGCAUUUGAGAGCGAACAGGAUAAGAGAGUGAAGCAAUUUAUAGAUGCCAAUAGUAGUAACAGAGACAAGAUGUUGACUUAUUAUAUGCAACAGAUGAAGAAGAAUGACUUGAUGGACAAAAUGAGCAAGAAGAAGUAUUUUAAUCAGAUUAGCGAGAAUAAAUAAGAAGAUUGAAGUUUAUAAUGGGAUUUUGUUGAAGCAUGAGGAAGUAAUCAAGGAUGUUAUCAGGCAAGAACCAUUUGAAAUCAGAUUAAGCUCUAUUCACAGAGAGCUCAGCUCAAAAAUUGAUGGAAAUUUUACAAUUUUGAAAUAAAUGCAUCCACGAAUCGAUAGAUGGGGCAAGGAUAAAUAACUCCAGUUCUAACAAAAGUUUUGCCACUCAAUUUGAGCAAAUUAAUUCUUCGUUGGGCACAUUUCGGCAAAAAGCGUCGAUCCAGGAGGCAGAAAUAAAUACAUUUAGAGAGAAACUUGACAGAGUUGACAAAAGUAAACCUUGAGGUAAAUUCUUCCUGCGAGGAAUAGACCACAAUAGAAAAAUUGCAUGAAAAGGCUGAAAAUGAUGCAAUUAACCAUCUUUUUGAACGCAUUCAGUACUUAGAGCAACAUUUGGGCCAAGGCACUGAGAGCUACACCGAGGAUGAUAUGGUAGAGGACCUUGAGGAGCAUGGGAGCAGCCGAAAUGACAAAAACUCAGAUUCCUCCAAUGAGGAUUCAAAGGAAGUCUCUUUUAAGGAGAUUAACUCAUGUAUGGGUAUCCCAAAGCCCGGCCAAGAGAAGAAGGCUCCUUCUGGAGAUCAGUCCCGAGUAACUUAUUAUUCGAAGAAAGAAGUCGGGCUGAUAAAAGUUGAUACAUCGAAUUUUAAUGUUUUCAAGAAACAUGAGACUCAAAGCCCUCUAGUAAAGCUUAGGGAUAGUAGUAAUAAGAGCCUUCUGGUUGAUAGAGUUGGAUCUUUUAGAUAUGCUAAUACUCCUUAAAAAUGCUCUUUUUAAGUCACAAUUUCAGAAAAGUCAUUAUGUUGAGAAUGAAGGGAGUUUUAAGACUCCAAGGGAUAUUCCAAGACCUCUCGGUAAGAUCAAAGCUCCCUCAAGAUCUACAAAGAGAAGUCAGUUUAAUAGGACAACCCAGAAACUUAGCAGAGCUUUUGCUCUAAUAGAUGAAAAUGCAGUGGCUAUUUCUGAAUGUGUAGCAGAUAUUAACCAAAUUCAGGAGAAGAUUUCAAGCAUCGAGAGGCAGAUUGAUAAUUUAGGUAAAAAUAAUUGUACUUCCAAAAAAUGUUUGCCAAUUUACGAAAAGGGUUUUUUCAGUGCUUUAAAAGCUCAAAUUCCUACUAAACCCCUCUAAACUUCCUUACCUCAACUUGGGAUUGUGUGGAGAAACAAGGAGUGACUUUCUAUGGCUCUUG